Molecule: messenger RNA, 1829 nt
Organism: Marmota monax (woodchuck)
Lineage: Eukaryota; Metazoa; Chordata; Mammalia; Rodentia; Sciuridae
Gene: Kctd2
Product: potassium channel tetramerization domain containing 2
Exons: 6
Coding region: 85-876 (263 amino acids)
Biological process (GO): protein homooligomerization; proteasome-mediated ubiquitin-dependent protein catabolic process
Cellular component (GO): Cul3-RING ubiquitin ligase complex; cytoplasm
Molecular function (GO): cullin family protein binding
Source: RefSeq, a predicted model, not a curated record
CGCCGAUGGGCCGGCCCGGCUCUCCCUGCCGAGAAAUGGGCCGGUCCGGUGGCGCGCGGGCAGCGGCGGCGGUGGCGGCCCAAGAUGGCGGAGCUGCAGCUGGACCCGGCGAUGGCAGGGCUGGGAGGGGGUGGCGGGAGCGGGGCGGGCGACGGCGGCGGCCCGGGCCGUGGGCCCCCCAGUCCUCGGCCGGCUGGCCCCACGCCCCGCGGACACGCCCGCCUGCCCGCCGCCGUCGCGCAACCGCUGGACCCAGGUCCUGGACCGCCCGAGCGGGCAGGGGGCGGCGGCGCGGCCCGCUGGGUCCGGCUGAACGUGGGCGGCACCUACUUCGUGACCACCAGGCAGACUCUAGGCCGGGAGCCCAAGUCUUUCCUCUGCCGCCUCUGCUGCCAGGAGGACCCGGAGCUGGACUCGGACAAGGAUGAAACAGGAGCCUAUCUGAUUGACAGAGACCCCACUUACUUUGGUCCUAUCCUAAACUACCUCCGCCAUGGGAAACUCAUCAUUACCAAGGAGUUGGCAGAAGAAGGUGUGCUGGAGGAAGCAGAGUUUUACAACAUUGCCUCUCUUGUGCGGCUGGUUAAGGAAAGGAUACGAGACAACGAGAACAGAACUUCACAAGGCCCCGUGAAGCAUGUGUACAGGGUCCUGCAGUGCCAAGAGGAAGAGCUCACACAGAUGGUCUCCACCAUGUCUGACGGCUGGAAAUUUGAACAGCUGAUCAGCAUUGGAUCUUCCUAUAACUAUGGAAAUGAGGACCAGGCAGAAUUCCUCUGUGUUGUCUCCAGAGAACUAAAUAAUUCUACCAAUGGCAUCGUCAUAGAGCCAAGUGAAAAGGCGAAGAUUCUUCAGGAGAGAGGAUCUCGGAUGUAAGCUGAGAAUCCAAAAUUUCAGAAUCCGGAAAGGCAAGAGGGCAAUUCAGCAAAACAGCUCCAUGCAGUUAAGUCUACACCUGUAUGAUAACCGAGCUACUGCAAAGCAAAGCUGAGCCUGCCCCAGUGAAGAAGUGUCCUGGUUAAAACCAAAGGAACCCCGCCCACCCUUGGGACUCCAGACAGACGCACCUCUGGCUGCAGAUCCCCUUUUCAGAACCUGCUUUUGUUCUUAUAGCCAGUGUUGUGACAGAUCUUUACAACAGCAGCAUGCUGGGUCUCCAAAUGGAGCCUUUGGGGAUCUGGGGGAAGGAAGAAGGAGGAAGGCCUAGGUCCUUGGAAACAGCCUAGCCAUCAGGGAAGCUGGAGCAGACAAAGGAGGACUGUCCCAAGCCGUGCCCUGGUCUCACCUGCGUGUGCCACUCUUUCCCCCUGCUGGGCACCCUCCAAGAUUUGUAGCAGAUGCAGAGGGUUCUAGCUUCAGUGUGUCAAAUUGAGGUUCUGACACAGGAUGGAAUCACCAGAGGACCCACAUUCUCGUGAGCAGAGCCUCUCAGGCAGGAGACGCUGGGGUGUCCUCUGCCUUGGGAGGGUGGCGGUUCCUGCUUUCCCACAAGUGGCUUUGUCUGAUUAGUCUCCAGCAGCUGGGCUCAGUGUGACCAGCCUCUCCUCAGGAAGAGGUUUGAGGCAGGUGGCAUCCUGCACCAAGUCAGGGGAGUGCCAGUGGUUGGUAUGGCUGCUUCUGCAGCCUCCUCUUAGACCCAUUGACCCCAUCUUCCCUGGCUUUUUAAUCUGGACCAAAGAUAAAGGACUUUGAGGAUCCUUUGAUGGCUUGGGGUGGGGAAGACUAUCUGUUUUGAAGUUGCCAAAUGUGUCAUGUCGUACCUAAAAGUGUUGUUUCUGUGAUUUGUGUCUUGAAAAUGCCCUGACCAAACAUGUGAUAUUUUGUCUCUC